AAAUAAACAAGUUUGUCUUUCUAAUUUUUGUAAAACUAAUUACUUGUAGUAGGAUCUCUGUCGUGUCUAUUUACUUGCAGCCAACAGAUCAAUUUCAAACCAUUAGUUGUUUUAAGAAAUUUAUCAGUUGCUCCAGCUUUAUAACCCUUAACAAAAAAAAAGGCCCACAUAGCACCCCCCUCGAAUCGACUACGCAGCCAGCUGCAUUAUAUCAUCAUCUCCAUCAUAAAUCAAAAUCAAACCACACCCUCCAAAUUUUUUUUUUGGCUGUAUAUUUAACUAUAUUGAACUAACUAAAUUAGUUUGUUGUUUAUAAUUCUGAUACUACAUCCAAUAUCAAAAUGAGUAGUCCAAGUGAUUCUUCUCCUCUGGACACAUCGGUGUCACAAUGGAUCGUUACUUUGAUCCCUACCUUAAUUAUUGGUGCCGUUUACCUUAUAGCAUUUAUUGCUGUACGUAAAUUCCAAAAGAGAGUUUAUCAACCUCGUGUUGAAGUUGAAACUGUUCCAAAAGAUUUAAAACCUGACGACUCUCCGAAGGGUGCGUUUGCAUGGUUAACUCAUCUUUUAAAGAAACCUGCAUCAUUUAUUAUUCAAGAAACUGGUGCUGAUGGUUACUUUUUUCUUCGUUUUCUUUUCAGAUUAUUUGCCGUUUUAGCUCUUGGUAUUUUAGUUACUUGGCCAAUUUUAUUUGCUGUCAAUGCCACUGGUGGUAACGGACAAGUUGGUUUCAAUUUGAUUUCUUAUUCCAAUGUUAACAAUAAAUGGAGAUUUUUAGCUCAUAUCUUUGUUUCUUGGAUAUUUUUUGGUUCAAUUAUCUUUUUAAUUUAUCGUGAAAUUGUUUACUAUACUACUUUUAGACAUGUCUUACAAACAACUCCAUUAUAUGAUUCUUUAUUAUCUUCUAGAACUUUGUUAUUAACUGAAAUUCCAAAGAAUUUAUAUGACGAAGAAGAAUUGAGAAAAUUAUUCCCACCUGCAAGAAAUAUCUGGUAUGGUAGAGAUUAUAAGGAUUUACAAAAGGAUGUUAAAGAACGUACUAAAUUAGCCGGUAAAUAUGAAGGUGCUUUAAAUAAAGUGAUUGCAAAAUCAGUUAAAUUAAGAAACAAGCUCCAAAAGAAGAAUAAACCACUUCCUGAACCAGCCAAUGAGUUAAAUAAAUACUUGAAGGAUGGUAAAAAGAGACCAACUCAUAGAUUAAAGUUUUUAAUUGGUAAAAAGGUUGAUACUUUAGACUAUGGUGUAGAGAGAUUAGGUGAAUUAAAUGAAAAGAUUGCAAAGGCUCAAGAAGAACACAAAACAAAUGAACAAGUUCCAGCCGUUUUCCUUGAAUUUCCAACUCAAUUGGAAUUGCAAAAGGCUUAUCAAGCAGUUCCUUAUAAUCCUGAAUUAAAAGGCGUUAAGAGAUUUACUGGUCUUUCACCUGAUGAUGUUAUUUGGGAAAACUUAUCUUUAACAGCAGGAAAGAGAAGAGUUAAGAAGAUUAUUGCUUCAACUAUUUUAACCUUGAUGAUCGUCUUCUGGUGUAUUCCUGUUGCCGUCGUUGGUGCUAUUUCCAACAUUAACUUGUUGACCGAUAAAGUUCACUUUUUAAGAUUCAUCUUAAAAUUACCUAGUUUCUUGAUGGGUCUUAUUACCGGUUUACUUCCUGUUGUUGCUUUGGCUGUUUUGAUGAUGUUUGUUCCAAUCUUUAUUAAAAAGAUGGGAAGUAUCAGUGGAUGUAUUACUGUCCAACAAAUUGAAGGUUAUUGUCAAUCCUGGUUCUAUGCAUUUAUUGUCGUUAAUUCGUUUAUUGUUAUUACUUUGACUUCUGCUGCUGCUUCUUCAGUCACUUCAAUCAUCAAAGAUCCUCCAAGUGCCUUGAGUUUAUUAGCUUCUAGAUUACCAAAGGCCUCAAACUUUUAUGUUUCCUAUUUCUGUUUGGCAGGAUUGGCAGGCCCAUCAUCCAUGCUUCUCCAAGUAGUUGCCUUAAUCUUGGCUCAAUUCUUGGGUAAAAUUUUGGAUUCUACCCCAAGAGCUAAAUGGAACAGAUGGAAUAAUUUAGGUUCUCCAGCUUGGUCAACAACUUACCCAAGUUAUGAACUUUAUGCUGUUAUUGCUUUAUCUUAUGCUAUUAUUGCUCCAGUCAUUAUUGGAUUUGCUUCAGUUACUUUCCUUCUUUUCUAUUUCGCUUUUCUUUAUGUUUUGGUUUAUGUCAAUGCUCCAAACAAGAAUGACGCCAGAGGUAGAAAUUACCCAAGAGCCUUAUUGGAACUUUAUACUGGAUUGUACUUGGCCGAAGUUUGUCUUAUUUGUAUGUUUGUCUUUGGUAAGAAUUGGGUUGCUGUUGCUUUGGAAGCCGUCAUUGGUGCUGUUACACUUGUGUCCCAUCUUUACAUCAAGUACACAUUCUUGCCAUUAUUUGAUAUUGUUCCAAUUUCUGCUAUUAAAUAUGCUUCUGGAGAUACUACAUACACUUACCCAAUUCAUGAUCAAGGUCGUAAAGAAAUUAAGACUGAAGGUAUUAAUUAUUGGGAUGGUGGUAAUGAAUUAGGUGUUGAAGAAUUACCUCCAACAAUCAAAACUGAUCGUCAAGGUUCUGAAACUACUGCUACAGGUGCUGAAUCAUCUAAAGUGGGCGGUGCCGAAUCUGAUGUUUCUGAAAAGCCUCACAGUGAUGAAGAAGUUGUUGAAGGUCACAAGAGUGCUGCCGCAGCAGUUGUUGGGGCUCCAGCCAAGGGUGUUUCUUGGUUAACCAGAUUCUUCCAUCCAAAGAAGGAAACUUUUGAUCUCAUUCGUACCGAUAUGCCUAAUGCUUAUUACAACUAUAUUGAAUACAAUCCAGAAUUCUUGAAGACUGCUUAUGAUGAUCCAGCUGUUACUGAUGAUGAGCCACAUAUUUGGGUUCCUAAAGAUGACUUGGGAUUAUCCACUAUUGAAAAGAAUAAAGCCUUGGAAAAUGGAGUUGAUGUAUCUGAUGAGAAUGCUGGAUUUGAUGAAAAGCAUUCUGUUGAAUAUACUGGACCUCCUCCAUCUUAUGAAGAAGCAUUGAGAGUUUAGACCAACUUUCUAUCUUUUCUUUUACUUUUACUAUAGAAUAUUCUAAAUCAAGAGAGAAAUGAAAGAUUACUGCUUACUUUGUAUAUUAUUUGUUAGUUUUAUUAAUUGCUUCUUGUAUUAUUCUUUUUCUACUUUCCAAUAUCUUGUAAUUGGAUAUUCUUAUUUAUUGUUACAUAAUAUUUUAAUGUUAUUUGUUCGUUCGUACAAUCGUAUAUUCGCUCCCUAUCUAUACUAUGUAAUAAUAGAUGGUUAACAUUAU
Molecule: messenger RNA, 3297 nt
Organism: Scheffersomyces amazonensis
Lineage: Eukaryota; Fungi; Ascomycota; Pichiomycetes; Serinales; Debaryomycetaceae
Gene: PHM7
Product: Phm7p
Exons: 1
Coding region: 342-3038 (898 amino acids)
Cellular component (GO): plasma membrane
Molecular function (GO): calcium-activated cation channel activity
Source: RefSeq, a predicted model, not a curated record